Daphnia pulicaria is the source of this 1178-nucleotide messenger RNA. RefSeq names its product cytochrome c1, heme protein, mitochondrial-like (gene Cyt-c1). The record is from RefSeq and is a predicted model, not a curated record. Gene Ontology annotation, molecular function: heme binding; electron transfer activity. The transcript has 6 exons. Lineage: Eukaryota; Metazoa; Arthropoda; Branchiopoda; Diplostraca; Daphniidae. Gene Ontology annotation, biological process: mitochondrial electron transport, ubiquinol to cytochrome c. The coding region runs from base 63 to 980 and encodes 305 amino acids.
AUUCAUUGAUGUUUCAACGUUGCAUUUGACUUGGACGACCCGUUACGAUAAUUUCGUCAAAGAUGGCCGGAGUUGCUGGUAAAUUCGUGAAAUCUGGGCUUCUUAGAGCCCAAAACAAUGCCGUUAUCCAGCAAUCCCAUCUGUCUACUUUGCGUGAGCUCUCGGCCGGCAAAAAAGCGGGAGUAGCGGUAAUUGGGUCUCUAAUUGGUGGAGCAGCUGGUUUGGCAUACACUUUAGACCAGUCGGUAAAGGCUUCAGGCCUGGAGUUACAUGCUCCCAGUUUUCCAUGGAGUCACAAUGGGCUCUUUUCAUCUCUGGAUCAUGCUAGCAUACGUCGUGGUUAUGAAGUCUACAAACAAGUCUGCUCUGCAUGCCACAGCAUGAAGUAUUUGGCUUAUCGCAACUUGAUUGGUGUCAGCCAUACAGAGGAUGAAGCCAAGGAGGAAGCUGCUGGCAUUCAGGUUACUGAUGGGCCCAAUGAAGAUGGUAACAUGUUCCAACGCCCUGGUAAGCUUUCUGAUAGAUUUCCGAGCCCAUAUGCUAACGAAGAAGCUGCCAGGAGCGCCAACAACGGUGCCCUUCCACCAGACCUAAGUUACAUUACCGCUGCUCGUCACGGCGGAGAGGAUUAUUUAUUCUCUCUGUUAACUGGCUAUACCGAUCCACCAGCUGGUAUCACAUUACGUGAUGGUCUUUAUUAUAAUCCUUAUUUCCCUGGAGGCGCUAUUGGUAUGGCUCAAGCUCUUUACAAUGAGGUGAUUGAAUAUGCGGAUGGUACGCCAGCUACUGCCAGUCAAAUGGCUAAAGAUGUGUCCACCUUCCUCAAGUGGUCAGCAGAGCCCGAACAUGAUGAUCGCAAGAAGAUGGCUUUGAAAGCUCUGAUGCUAUUCUCCUUCUUGAUUUCAGUAGCUUACUACUGGAAACGCCACAAGUGGAGUGUUGUUAAGAGCAGAAAAAUCAUCUACAAACCAAAAGAAUAGGAUGUGUCGAUUACAAAAAAAAUUUAUGCAAUGUAGAAGGGAGGAUGACGGUGCAAUCUUUGAGCCCUCCCUAUCAUCAUCUACAUUUAUUGGUUUAGACACCCAAAAACCGAUUGAUAUAGCGAUUGUACAUUCGAGUCAAAACAUCUUCGACUCAACUGUAGGAAUAAUAAUAAAAAUAAGGUUAAACACCGUAAA